Molecule: messenger RNA, 1427 nt
Organism: Spathaspora passalidarum NRRL Y-27907
Lineage: Eukaryota; Fungi; Ascomycota; Pichiomycetes; Serinales; Debaryomycetaceae
Gene: CRL1
Product: Rho family GTPase
Exons: 1
Biological process (GO): small GTPase-mediated signal transduction
Molecular function (GO): GTPase activity; GTP binding
Source: RefSeq, a predicted model, not a curated record
AAGGCAAAAAAUUUAACCUUAAAAUUUCAUCUGAUAAGUAAGUGCCUCCCUGCCUCCUUUUUUUUGAUUUGAUCCAAUCAAUUGAUUCAGUACAGGAUACAGUAGAAGACCACUUGUGAUUAUUGCAGUCUCAGUUAUUAUAUUCGCAUUCACUAAAAACAUAUUCCCCACUUUUGCAUUCCUAGUUCGUCUUUACCGAACCAACAUUUCCAAAUUAAGCUAAAAAAAAUCCCAAGCAAGAAUAGCCAGAAGUUUUUUUUGUUUACAUACCGUCGUAUAUAUAUACAACAUACACAGCAUUUUAUUACUAUUCAUUCAUUUGUUUUAACUUCUAAGCUAGUAUGACCACAGCUACACAAUUGAAGAGAAGAUCAUUCAUAGGAAGAUCGCCCAAACAGCCCGUUGAAGAACCCACAUUCAACCCUUACGAAGUGGCUAAUCAGCAAACACAUCGAAGAAACCCCCUGUUUCAACAAUACAAUGAGCCGAAAAUUAUCAUCAGGGACGACCCCGUGAUUCCCGACUAUAAAGUCCAGGAUGUGUUUGAAAAGCGUAGCAACUACAAUAUGAAGCUAGUCGUAGUUGGUGAUGGUGGGUGCGGAAAGACAUGUCUUUUAGUGAGUUAUGCCCAACAGAAAUUCCCCGAGAUUUACGUGCCUACUGUGUUUGAGAAUUACGUCACCACUGUGCAAUCACCCAAUGGCAAGACUAUCGAAUUGGCAUUAUGGGAUACCGCCGGGCAAGAAGAAUAUGAUAGAUUGAGACCAUUGAGUUAUCCCGAUGUCGAUGUAUUACUUAUCUGCUUUUCGUUGGAUAAUAUUGUUAGUUUGCAUAAUGUUAAGGAAAUUUGGUUUCCAGAAGUCAACCACUUUUGUCCUGGGAUCCCCAUCAUAUUGGUUGGUACAAAAAGUGAUUUACACAGUGACAUUGAUCCCGACGUACCUAUACAAUUAGCCACAGAAAUAAAUGCGGUAGGAUACGUGCAAUGUUCUGCCAAAACCAUGUUCAACAUCAAAACCGUGUUUAAUUUUGCAUUAAGUCAUUUUCAAAGAAAAAUGGAAUUACAAGAACAAUACGAACGAACUUCGAAAAAUAGAUUGUCGAAAGUGUUGGGAAAUGGAGGAGGCAGCAAUGGUGGUCAUUAUGCAUCCCAUUCAAGACAACAUUCGUCAACCUCAAGACGAGGACAUCUUAAUAGUACUUCAUUUGAUUCCACGGCAUUAUUGGACCAACCAUUGACUGAAGAUAACUAUACGAAAAACCCCUAUGGAGACUUUGGUAAUGACAAUAGCAAUAAUGCGCCAACUUCCCCAUAUAAUGAUGAUGAAUUUGCAUUCACCAGAAAGAAUGCAAAGAAAAAGAGAAAGUGUAUAAUUUUGUAAUGUGUUUUUGAUAUAGAGUUUUUUUUUAAUAUUGAUGUAAUUAGG